AGUGCUGAGGAGCCAGAGUCGCCGCCGGGUUGCCAGACGCUGGAAUGGGUGGUCUCCCGAUACACACCACCAUCUUUCUUGCGCUCGGGAAGCUUGGGGCUCGGCGGCUCCCAGAGGCUACGGCGGCGGCUCUGGCGAGACGGGAAUAGGCAAGUCAAGAGGCUGAAAAAUCUGAAGCAUGUUUCCAAAGAGCAACCUGACAGUCACUUGCUGGGUAUGGAGUGGCAUGAGGAAGCUCUUUCUAUUGCUUUCUCUCUUGCUGUCCCAUGCAGCUCAUUUGGAAUGCAAAAAGGAUAACCAGUUCAUCUGGAAACCAGGUCCCUGGGGAAGGUGUACAGGAGACUGUGGUCCCGGAGGAGUCCAGAGUCGCGCAGUGUGGUGUUUUCAUGUUGAAGGGUGGACAAGUCACCUGUCUAACUGUGGUGAGAGCAACAGGCCUCCAAAGGAAAGAAGUUGUUUCCGAGUCUGUGACUGGCACAGUGACCUCUUUCAGUGGGAGGUUUCUGACUGGCACCACUGUGUGCUCGUUCCUUACGCUCACGGCGAAGUCAAGCCUCGGACUGCAGAGUGUGUGACGGCUCAGCAUGGACUGCAGCACCGGACGGUGCGCUGCAUUCAGAAGUUGAACCGAACUAUGGUUGCAAAUGAAAUAUGCGAACACUUUGCCCCUCAGCCUCCUACAGAACAAGCUUGCCUCAUUCCUUGUCCCCGGGAUUGUGUGGUAUCUGAGUUCCUACCAUGGUCCAACUGUAGCGAGGGAUGUGGGAAGAAAUUGCAGCAUAGAACUCGCGCAGUCAUAGCUCCUCCUCUCUUUGGCGGUUUGCAGUGUCCAAAUUUGACUGAGUCAAGAGCCUGUGAAGCUCCCACUUCCUGUCCUCUUGGGGAAGAGGAAUAUACAUUUAGCCUUAAGGUUGGACCAUGGAGUAAAUGCAGACUGCCUCAUCUUAAAGAAAUUAAUCCAAGUGGAAGAACUGUUCUGGAUUUUAACUCUGAUUCAAAUGAGCGAGUCACCUUUAAACAUCAAAGUUACAAAGCACAUCAUCAUUCGAAGUCUUGGGCAAUAGAGAUAGGUUAUCAAACCCGGCAGGUUUGGUGUACAAGAAGUGAUGGACAAAAUGCUAUGUUAAGCCUUUGCACGCAAGACUCCUUCCCACUGACUGUUCGGUCCUGCAUCAUGCCCAAAGACUGUGAAACCUCCGAGUGGUCCUCCUGGAGCCCCUGCUCCAAGACAUGCCAUUCAGGGAGUCUCUUGCCAGGAUUUAGGAGCAGGAGCCGGAACGUGAAGCACAUUGCUCUUGGAGGUGGAAAGGAGUGCCCUGAACUUCUUGAGAAAGAAGCCUGCAUUGUUGAAGGAGAACUUCUGCAGCAAUGUCCCAGGUAUUCCUGGAGAACCUCUGAAUGGAAAGAAUGCCAAGUCUCUCUCCUCCUCGAGCAGCAGGAUCCCCACUGGCAUGUGACGGGACCCGUGUGUGGCGGUGGGAUCCAGACCCGGGAGGUGUACUGUACCCAGAGCGUACCAGCAGCUGCCGCACUGAGGGCCAAGGAAGUCUCUAGACCUGUGGAAAAGACAUUAUGUGUGGGACCUGCCCCGUUGCCCUCUCAGCUCUGCAAUAACCCUUGCUCUACGGACUGCAUAGUAUCUUCCUGGUCAGCCUGGGGCUUGUGCAUCCAUGAAAACUGCCGUGAUCCUCAGGGGAAAAAAGGAUUUAGAACGAGGCAGCGCCAUGUCCUCAUGGAAUCUACAGGACCUGCAGGACAUUGCCCUCAUUUGGUGGAGUCUGUUCCUUGUGAGGAUCCAACAUGCUACCGAUGGCUGGCAUCAGAAGGGAUCUGUUUCCCUGAUCAUGGAAAAUGUGGCCUGGGACAUCGCAUUCUGAAGGCCAUCUGCCAGAAUGACCACGGAGAAGAGGUAUCAGGGAGUCUUUGCCCAGUACCACCUCCUCCUGAGAGGAAGGCUUGUGAAAUUCCCUGCCGAAUGGACUGUGUGGUGAGCGAGUGGAUGGAGUGGUCAUCCUGUUCCCAGUCCUGUUCAAAUAAAAACUCAGAUGGGAAACAGACCAGGUCAAGAACUAUCCUGGCACUGGCUGGGGAAGGUGGAAAGCCAUGUCCCCCUAGUCAGGCUCUCCAAGAGCAUCGUUUGUGUAAUGACCAUUCCUGUAUGCAACUUUACUGGGAGACAUCACCUUGGGGCCCUUGUUCUGAGGACACAUUGGUAACUGCCCUUAAUGCAACCAUUGGCUGGAAUGGAGAAGCCACGUGUGGUGUAGGCAUUCAGACUCGGAGGGUCUUCUGUGUCAAGAGUCAUGUGGGACAAGUGAUGACCAAAAGAUGUCCAGAUUCUACUCGACCUGAAACCGUGCGCCCCUGUUUUCUCCCAUGCAAAAAAGACUGUAUUGUGACUGCUUUCAGUGAGUGGACACCCUGUCCAAGGAUGUGCCAAGCAGGAAAUGCCACAAUAAAACAGUCUCGAUACAGAAUCAUCAUCCAAGAAGCAGCCAAUGGAGGCCAGGAAUGCCCAGAUACCUUAUAUGAGGAGAGAGAGUGUGAAGAUGUCUACUUGUGUCCUAUAUAUCGGUAA
Messenger RNA from Rhinopithecus roxellana (golden snub-nosed monkey), 2578 nucleotides. It is a transcript of the gene THSD7B, whose product is annotated as thrombospondin type 1 domain containing 7B. The record is from RefSeq and is a predicted model, not a curated record. Lineage: Eukaryota; Metazoa; Chordata; Mammalia; Primates; Cercopithecidae. The transcript has 11 exons. Bases 179 to 2578 code for a protein of 799 amino acids.